AUGGACAUUAGAGACAUAGUAGUGACUUUGAGAUUGAGAUGUGACAAUGCCCAUGAGUUUGAUGGGAAGACCCAAGGACUUGUGCAAAAAGUUCAGGAUUUUCAUUCAGAAAUUCAUGAUUUUAUUAAAAAUCACAAAGUUACUAAGCCUCUUCCAAGAGCACAGAGAAAUAAUGUCAUUCCACAAUUAGAUCAAGAAAAUACAAAUAUAGUUGACUAUUCAGAUGAGGAGAGAGAUAAUCUUGCAGUAAAUUUAGUCCAGACAUUUAAAGAACUCAGAAAUUUGGAUCAAGAGGAUGUGUCUUCUUUGCUUCAUGACACAGUAAAUUUUGUGACCUCAUUAAAAGAAAAUAAUAUUUGUACAAGCAUGGCUUUGACAGACAAAUCCUCAAUUGAUGAAGUUUAUCAAUGGCUAAUUCAAGCAGGUGUAAGCAGAGAAACAAGUCAGAUAUUGAAAGAUAAUGAAGUUGAUGGAUUUAGUCUCUUGCAUAUGGAGGAAAAAGAUGUCUUUGCAAUGCUGCCAACCAAAGUUGGGCCAGCGAGAAAAAUAACAGUUCUUGUCAAAGAAAUACAAAGUACAUGUAAAACUAAGGAAGACCAAAAAUUGUCCACUGAUGAAGAAACACCAAGGCAAAUCGUUAAUCAUGAAAUACCCUUAGAUGAACCAGGAACCUCCAAAACUUCGCAUUCAAAUCUUAAGGCAAAGAGUGAUUGUCAGGAACCACAACCAGUGGAGAUGUAUGUCCCAGCUUAUUCACCAGUGAUAGUCUCUCUGCUUGAUUCUGGAGAAAUCAUGAAAGAAUGGGACAAAUUCAUUGAGGAAACAGCCUAUCAUGUACUUUCUGUCGGCAAUUUUGAGUCUAGAGGACUAUAUGCAGACUUCGGACGGCUGAUGACUACUAAAUACCCAUGCAUCGGACAUAAGUCACUAAAAGAACCCUGGACCUUUUUCAAUCAGAAAUUAUCACAAAAGGUUAGAAAUAUUAGGUGGAGGUGGAAUGCAAGGAGCAAGGCCCCUCCUGUGACUGAUGCUAAAAAGAUGAAGAGAGUUCCAGCUACAGUGUUGGAUGAGGAUAUGAAUGUGGAUGAGGCUGAAAAGAAACUGUUGCAAGAAUUUAAGAAACCAGUGAAAUUGAUUGAUCGGGCAUUGGUGGCAAAAGCUCAACGAGCAACAUUUCAUGCAAGGAGAACCUUUAUAGAAAGGAAACACAACGGGAAUUGUGGGGACCUGAUCAAAAAGUAUCCUUUCUUGGGUAUUGUGGAGUUUAUUGAAAAAGAGUUCAAAAUGAUGAAACCAGACCUUCAGAACUAUGCAGAUCGUUGGCUUGAUGUUUUGCAGAAACUGGAUGAUUUAUUGGGGCGAUCUAGUGAUGAGGCAGACGACAGGGAAAACGAUAGAGAGGUUGACAUAUUAGACCUUCUUCAAAACCUUGAAGAAAAGAUUAAGUGCCAACAAAAGAAGGGGACCAAACAGCCUUUAAUUACUGUGUGUAAGAAAAACGACAUGUCACUGAAAACAAAGAGAGAUGAUCCACCAAGGUUGAUGGUUAUUCAAGAUGAGAGGAACAACAUCAUGAACUGUUUCAUAAUUGGAGGGGGAUUAGAGAUUUUAUGCUCUCCUGAUCUUAAGAAAGCUCUAACAGAGCUAUUGUUCUGCUAUUAUGCUUGGGACUUAUCGUACCCCAAAUAUUUUCAAAUUCUUGGUUUUGUACAAUUUUAUAUUUUAGGAGACAAAGAGAACAAAUUUGCGAAAAGUUUCAAUUAUCUCAAAUUUACAAAGGAAUUUGAUGACUGAAACACCCUUUCAGUGACUUUGUAACAUACCAUAUGGAUCUUCGUACAUGUUUGUCAAUUUGGCAAUAUUGGACAUUAUUCUUUCUAAAAGUACAUAUACCUACCAGUAGCUCUUUUUUACAGAUGAGUUUUAUUAUUGAAAUAUACCUGUUUCAAAGAA
This is a messenger RNA of Saccostrea echinata, 1953 nucleotides long. RefSeq lists its product as uncharacterized. Gene Ontology annotation, molecular function: protein binding. The transcript has 10 exons. Bases 1 to 1794 code for a protein of 597 amino acids. Lineage: Eukaryota; Metazoa; Mollusca; Bivalvia; Ostreida; Ostreidae. The record is from RefSeq and is a predicted model, not a curated record.